Messenger RNA from Colletotrichum truncatum, 1698 nucleotides. RefSeq names its product major facilitator superfamily transporter. The record is from RefSeq and is a predicted model, not a curated record. Gene Ontology annotation, molecular function: transmembrane transporter activity. Gene Ontology annotation, biological process: transmembrane transport. Lineage: Eukaryota; Fungi; Ascomycota; Sordariomycetes; Glomerellales; Glomerellaceae.
AUGCCUCAAAGAAAGGACAAGGACCCCAAUGCGUUUCCCACCCGACAGCUACUUGUUCUUGCAAUAUGUCGAUUCUCAGAGCCCAUCGCCUUCAACUCAAUCCUGGCGUACACCUUCUUUAUGGUGAUCGACUUAGGAGUUGAGAAGCAGGAAGCCUCAUUCUAUGCCGGCUUGCUGGUCUCCGCCUACGCCGUGGCCGAAGCAUUGACUUCAAUGGCCUGGGGCGCCUUGUCCGACCGUAUUGGCCGGAAACCCGUCGUACUUUUCGGCCUGGUUGGUGUCGCCAUUUCCAGUUUGAUUUUUGGCCUGGCGAAGCAAUACUGGGUCGCUCUCUUGGCACGAUUCAUCGGUGGAGCCCUCAACGGCAAUGUGUCGGUUAUGCAGACCAUGGUGGCUGAGAUGGUCAAGAAUCCUGACCAUGAGCCCAAGGCCUAUGCCGUGCAGCCGUUCGUCUGGACCCUUGGCGGCAUUAUUGGUUCUGCCAUGGGAGGUUUCCUUGCCCAGCCUGCAGUUUAUUACCCUUCCCUUUUCUCCAAGGACGGCAUCUUUGGCCAGUACCCGUACCUGCUUCCCAACCUAGUUUCCGUUAUUGUCGUUGCCAUUGCUGUAAUCCAGGGUUUCUUUUUCCUAGAAGAGACCAAUAUCCACAGGGAUCACACCGAAGAGGAUGAUUUUACCGACGCGGACUAUAACGAAGCCGUUGCCGACGAAGACUUCCCCGAUGAGAGAACACCGCUUCGGAGAGCCCCGCAAAGAAACUUCAAUCGCAACCGCUCCAUCUCCACUAGUCACUCAAGACCGCGAUUCGUUGAAUCGAGUCUUCCCCUUCCAAUCGAGCAUGAUUUUGACCUUAGGAGAUCAUCUUUUGGAACUGUUCACUCCAUCAAGGUUGUGCCAGAUGAAGUGCGCACUGAUUUGUUGCGCCCGAAUGGCCAAAACGGCCACAAUGGCAAUGGGCGUGCCCAGCCCCGGACUCCCAAACCCAAAGUAAAGACGUUUAACUUUACGGUCAUUAUGCUUACCACUACACUGGUCAUUUUCUCCUACCACCAGAUGGCAGCUGGUUCGCUCUUGCCGACUCAUCUACUCGACGACCGAUUAGCACCCCCUGGACAUUUGGACCUGCGUGGAGGUUUGGGCUAUGACCUCCAUGACGUGGGUACCUAUUUAGCAGUCAAUGGUGUUCUAGGACUUCUCAUCCAGGGUCUCAUAUUCCCCAUCUUUGUCGAGCGUGUCGGAGUCUGGGGCUCCUUCAUCUGGAUGGUCGUUCUUUACCCUACGGCUUACCUCCUGAUGCCUUUCUUGUCAGCUUUCCCUGACCUCAUUACUCAGGCAGGAAUCUAUCUGUCUUUGGUUAUGCAGAGUUUCUAUGGUAUUAUUGUCGGUCCGGUCACCCUCAUAUUACUCAAGAACGCAACACCAUCCCCGCAGGCCCUUGGAAAGGUUAACGGGCUGGCCAUGUCAGGCGCCUGUCUCGCUAGAACGAUCUCCCCGCCUCUUGUUGGCGUUAUCUACAGUUUCGCAGGCUCUGCAGCGGCCUGGUGGAGCUGUUCCGGCAUUGCAUUGGUAGGUGUUCUGCAGGUCAUCUGGGUUCCCAAGAAACAUAUCCAUGUCGACCAUGUCGAGGUCGACAACGCUCUGGCUAGGCAGACUACGAACAACUCGCAAAGAGGAGACGAACCCCGGGGUCGUGUCUGA